This is a messenger RNA of Pieris macdunnoughi, 645 nucleotides long. Lineage: Eukaryota; Metazoa; Arthropoda; Insecta; Lepidoptera; Pieridae. The record is from the annotation of a GenBank genome assembly.
AUGAUUCAACCAGACUACCCCUCAGCAAUGGGUCUAUUGUCCCAUUUAAACUCUGAUGAGCUUAAAGAAAUGCUAAACGAUGAUGCAAAGUUUGAUGUAGUACUCAAAGAUGUGAAACAGAUUAAAGAUUGGGAUACAGAAAAGGAAACUAUAAUAGUUAGUAACAGAUCUAUAGCAGAAUACAACUUAAGUAAAGAACCAGAACUAGAAGGACUUAAAGCGGAUGUUCAAGAAAAAUCAGAAAUUGGAGAAAAUCUUUGUAGCCGAAUUCAGGAAUUACUUGAUGAAUAUAAAACAAAAUCAGCUGGAAUAUCACCUGAUACUACACUGGCAUUAUUACAAACAGCUGCAGCAGAAACCGAGGAACAGUCUGAAAAUAUUGCACAAGACUUCCUAACAGGCAAGAUUGAUGUUGAAAAAUUUCUUGAAGACUUUGAACCAAUUCGGAAGUCAAUGCAUUUAAGGAAAUUCAAAGCAGAAAAGAUGAGUGACUUACUGCGGUCUGGUCAGAGUUCUUAUGGUAAUGAUGUAUCAAAACCUUAUCUGCCAUAUCCAAGCUAUGGUACACAUGGUGUACCAAGUGUCCCUUAUCCAAUGGGUCCCUUAAACAUGCCUAUGCCUGGUAUGUAUGGUAACCAUUUUUAA